Stomoxys calcitrans (stable fly) is the source of this 389-nucleotide messenger RNA. RefSeq lists its product as uncharacterized. Lineage: Eukaryota; Metazoa; Arthropoda; Insecta; Diptera; Muscidae. The transcript has a single exon. The record is from RefSeq and is a predicted model, not a curated record. Bases 93 to 389 code for a protein of 98 amino acids.
AGCCCAACAACAAGUUUGCUCAAAGUCUACAGUCAACUGCUUAAAAUUAAAAAUCAAUUUCCUACGGUUUUAUUCAAGUGUCGUAACUUCAAAUGUCCAGAAAACUAUUCUUAUCACUUGUCACCCUGAUAUUGUUGUGGCAAAUUUUAAUAUGUGAAGUGCAUACCUAUGAUCCCAACGAUAAGAAAAUCGCCUCUGUCAUACCACCAGAAGGCAUGUUUGAGGCCUUCUAUCCUAGAGAAGUGGAUGGGGUGCCCAAUGGAGCAUCGCGAGCACCCCAUGCCCAUGGCAGUUUCUUCAAAUAUCGAAAUCCUGCCUUGGUGGAUACCAAAAAUGCAGCAGCCUAUGGUUAUCGAUUUGAUGGCAAACGACGAUUCAAUUUUGAUUGA